Molecule: messenger RNA, 417 nt
Organism: Rhodofomes roseus
Lineage: Eukaryota; Fungi; Basidiomycota; Agaricomycetes; Polyporales; Fomitopsidaceae
Exons: 3
Coding region: 1-417 (138 amino acids)
Source: RefSeq, a predicted model, not a curated record
AUGGACGCCUGGUUCGACGAGGCAGCGACGGCCAAAGAUCCGCAAAAGCACAUCAACGUCGUGCGCACCACCCGCGAAUUGCGCGUUGAAGUGAGCGGCGUGGAAGUGGCAAAGACGAACGCGCCGCGACUGCUCUUCGAGGGCGACCUCCCCGUGUACAUCUACAUCCGGAAGAGCGACGUUCAUAUGGAGCUUCUCAAGCAGACGGAGCACACUACGCGUUGCCCAUACAAGGGAAUCGCCAAUUACUAUACUUUGGAGCUGUCCAAUGGGGAGAAGAUCGACAAUAUGAUGUGGUGCUACGAGGAACCCAUAUCUGAAGAGGCUACGGGGAUCAAAGGACUUUUCUCGUUCUACGAUAGUAAAGCGAACCUGUAUCUCGACGGCGUUUUGCUGGCAAAGCCUGCAAAUCGCUGA